AGGCAGACCGCAAAUAUGACCUUUUUGAAUGGGAGAAGGGCGGUCAUAUCAGGGGGAACAGGAGACGUGGAUAACGUCCAAACAAGAGCAGUGGCCAGGCUCACAUGUAAGUAACACCUUCGCAGCAUCUGACCUGCUGUGUGUAUGUUCGUAGCUUCGAAGUGCACCAUCUAUGAAACCUUAUCGUCUAACUGUCCGUAUAAUGAACCCGUCCGACUCAGGACAUGCGAGCUCUCGUUCCCCAUCCACCAUCAUCCCCAAAGUUCGGCACAGUAUUCACCUAGGAUGUGCGCCGAUACGCUACGCACGCAGGACACGACAUGUCAAUACCCAGGCUGCCAACGAUCAGUGUGGCAGGAUCCCGAUGGAUCGUACUCCUCGUACUGCGGUACGACCCAUCGUGAUGCGAUGAAGCUGCUCAACAGCGAAGAGUCCGUACAACUUUGCAAGGUACGAAUUUACCGUGUCUGUUGUCGUACGCCUGUGAACACUGCGUCAAGAACUGCGCAUCGAGGCCAGCAUACAUCGCAGACGGCUGCGGUGCGUGGUUGAUCAUGCCGCCUCUCCUUCGCACGUUGAUCACUCCUAUAGUGCACGACUUUUGUGGUUUGCGUUGCCGAGACGCGUUCCAAGCAGGGAAGCCGAAUCCAGGCAGUCCGCGAGCCUCGCCUGCGCCGACCUUCCGCAUGUGCAAGCUCCACGGCUGCCAACAUCCAGUGUUUGUAGGGUCCGACGGUG
Rhodofomes roseus is the source of this 738-nucleotide messenger RNA. RefSeq lists its product as uncharacterized. The transcript has a single exon. Bases 145 to 552 code for a protein of 135 amino acids. Lineage: Eukaryota; Fungi; Basidiomycota; Agaricomycetes; Polyporales; Fomitopsidaceae. The record is from RefSeq and is a predicted model, not a curated record.